This is a messenger RNA of Anopheles merus, 6578 nucleotides long. RefSeq names its product synaptotagmin-7. The transcript is spliced from 8 exons. Gene Ontology annotation, biological process: cellular response to calcium ion; calcium-ion regulated exocytosis; regulation of calcium ion-dependent exocytosis. Bases 1014 to 2645 code for a protein of 543 amino acids. The record is from RefSeq and is a predicted model, not a curated record. Lineage: Eukaryota; Metazoa; Arthropoda; Insecta; Diptera; Culicidae. Gene Ontology annotation, molecular function: syntaxin binding; calcium ion binding; calcium-dependent phospholipid binding.
AUCACUUACCAGCUGUCGCUUGGUAUGGACGGUCGGGUUUAACUGCACUGUUGCUUACUGCAAAUCAGCUCCACACAUCCACAAAAACCAGAACCAGGCAUCAACAAAGCUACGAAGCGAACGAACUGCCAAAAACAGGAAAACCCCCAGACUUCGUGGAUAGUCGGAAAAGCUCGCUCUGCACUUUCGGGUGGCCCGAAAGCUUCCGGCUUUGGUUUGCAACCAGCGAGGGAAGGAGUCGUGUCGGUGAAGUUUGUUUGUCUAUCGCACCAGCCUCACUGUUACAUCGCUGGCGAACCUAAGCGUGUCUCAGUGCAGUUCGUUCGCUUGCACAAGGCGGAAGUUGCUACACAUUGCAGUGGAACUGUUUGCAAGUGCCAUUCCCAAACUCUCCCCUCAUACGGUACCAUCGUGUGCAGUGGGUGUAAGUGUGUAAAUGUGAAUUUUGUUUGUGUUUUUGUGCUUCGAUGCUAGUGAUAAAUUAACUCCCAGGGUUGGAAUAUAGUGAGUGCCAUUCAUACUGCCCCUAUCUGCAAGGUGAUGAUGUAACCAGAACCAGAAGUGCAUUUGGCCAAGCGAUGUGUAAAGUGCGGUGAAAUGAAAUGUAGCAAAUGGUGGAAUGGAUUUCGUGUAACCAAACUUGAACCUAAACCGCACUUGAACUGCAUUAUUGAACAACUUUGUCACUUCAUUCACUUACUGGACAACUGAGGGCUCGGUGUACUUCUACACCAGCAGGGCGGAUCAACUUCAAGGAAACAGCUGUUAAUCUAACGCUGACCCAUCCGGGGUCGGUCUCUAAAUUGGACCUUCAGAUCAACACAAGAAGUGAAGUGUGAACACACCCGGACCAGCCCGGAAGCAACGUUUGCCGGCUUGGCUUGGCGGAAACCAUCAUUGGCAGCGUUUGAAGCGAGAAGUAUUCCACUCAUCGCAAUACCGAUAGCCAGUGUAUCCCUUUGGGACAUUCCAUCGAGUGUUUUUCAUCGUCAGAAUUCCCAUCGUCCGGCACGAUGGUGUUCGUCAGCUCGGCUGUGCUCGGUGCAGCCGCCGGUACCGGUUUGGCCUUGCUGGUCGCUGUCACAAUCGUCAUGUACCGGUAUUACGUGGUACGCCGAAAGGGUAAGGAAUGGGCCGAGCUGGAUCGGCUGGAAGAGAAAAAGGCAGCCCGGAAGAUCAAUCUGCAGGACUGUAACGUGACGAGCGGUUCCGUACCGAUUCAACCAGCCAGCAGCGUCGUUCAUCAUUCAAUUAGCUCCGAGACACUGGGCACGGGUGCAGUCGAAGUAACGCCCAGCCCACUUCAGCCGACACUGUCCGCUACGGGUUCGACGAAAAAAUCAUACGGCACGAGCGACACACGUACAGGACCCGGUUGUCGACCGGCCCAUGCGGCGGCCUCGACCGCCUCACGUAACAACAGCAUGGAGAGUGUUCAUUCGAGAAGUUCGAGCUACCGGGAAAGUGUGCCUAAAUUCAUGACACACGCUAACAGUGACACUCGCUCGACUACUUCUGAUAAUCUAAUCCUUAGGAAAUCCCGAUCACCGAGUCCGAUGCGUACGUUCAGUCUAGAGGGACGCUUUCCUAUCGGUGGCCCGAGUAAUCACAGUGCUGCUGCAGUACUUGCCGACGGUACGGAACGGGGUAGCAAAGCCAGUCUAGCAUCCGUCGUCAGUGGUGGUAGUCCACGCGAUUUCAGCUCACCCAAGAAAAGGAACAGCACCUUCUCUGGUGUUGUGUCACUGGCUGGCGAUGGGAACGUCCCGGACAGUCCCAUCGGUUCCAUCCGUUCCGAUAGCAGCCGUUCGCCCCGACGACGCGUGCCGGUGAUUCUAGCGGCAAACGACAUCCACUCAGUUCUUGGACGCUUUCAUCUGCGGUUAAAGUACGACGGCAGCAAGGAAGAGCUGCUGGUACAUUUGGUUGAGGCACAAGAUCUAACACCGGCUGGAGAUACCGGAUUCCGCGAUCCGUACGUAAAGAUGUACCUGGAGCCGGAUGAGGAGCAGCGAACACAACAGACGGCUGUGCAUCGUACCGAAACGCAUCCGUACUUUGACCAGCAGCUUUCCUUCCCGCUGAAACCUCGCAAUCUCGUCAAGAGCAACUUUGUGCUGCAGCUGUUGGACUAUGAUCGGUUUUCACACGACGAAGUCGUAGGCGAGAUUCGGUUCCUGCUGAACACGUUGGACCUUUCCGGCUGCGAGCUGUGGGGUGAUUUGAUCGCCGUUCGCAAACCCUCCGAAACGACGGCCGAGCUGCUGAUCUCCCUCAGCUACCUUCCCCAGGCCGAGCGGCUCACGGUGGUCGUGAUGAAGGCAAAGAACCUAUCCAUCUCCCAUGAACCAUUCGUUAAGCUAUAUCUGUUGGUAAACGACAAGCGCACGAAAAAACGUAAAACCAGUGCGAUCCGAGCGCUCGACCCAACCAAUCCGAUAUGGAACGAGGCGUUCACGUUCGAGUUGCCCUCGUCCCAGCUGCAGGAUGCCGGCGUGGAGCUGUUCGUAACGUCAAACGAGGCCGAAGGGCAAGAUCUGGGCUGUGGGGUGGGUUUACGCGAAGGUGGCAGCGGUACGCAGCACUGGCAAGAUCUGAUGCAGAACAAUCGUAAACCCAUCGCCAUGUGGCACGUUCUGCGAUAAGACGCACACGCGGAACACAUACGUGUACUUCACACGCACACACAAAUCCACACUGACUAAAAGCUGUAAACGAAGGAUAAAGGGGAAGGGGUGGAAAAACGAUAAACGAUCCUUUCGGGAGCAGUAAAGAAAGGAUUUGGCGAGAUAAAAAGAAUAGUGCAACGAAAGGACAUAACACCCGGCAAGAAUGGCAACGUAAACCUUACCAUCCCCCAUAAAACCAAAGAGAUGUAACUAACCUGUGAAGCGAACAAAAAAGGAGGGCUCCAACUGACAGAACGGGGCCGCGCCAAUGGUAAGGCAUUAUCAAGGUAGUUUUGUUAUGCGUAUUACAUAUUUCAUGCAUGUAGCAUACAGCUGUUUUGAUGCGGGCCGAUAUUUUGCCUAUCUUAUUAACAUUGCGCCUAAAUGUAUGCAAUUUGUAUAACAAAAGGUAUCAAUUUUGUCAAUGUGGGUUAGCAUCACUGAAGCGAAUAGCCGAAGCGCUAUGGCAGCUGUAUGGAGAGUAGAAAAGAAAGAGAGGACGAAUUAUGCCAGCAUCUGGCUGUGGACCUGUAAUGUUUCAUGAAUUCGUUGACUUUUUGUGUUUGCAAAAUGGUAUUCUAUGUCGCAAUGAGUUAAAGAUUGCUUUCGAUAUGAAUCUUUCCAGCCAAAGAUUGCAGAUCACGUUUCAAAACUCUUGUCGGAGGGCGAAUUCCAUAUAAUUUUGUUUCAGUAUUCCAAAAAAUUGUUUCAGUAUUUUGGAAAACAGGACAUAUAAAGGAUCUAGUUAGAAAAUUGCAAAAGAUAAUACGCAAUGUAUGUUUGCUGUUUCGCAAAUGUUUGGUUAUUUUCUUUGUUAUUUUCGCUCUUACACUCUUUUGCUCAUUUUUGUUUCUCAUUUUCAAAAUAAUUUUAAGGUCUUAUGAUUACAAACUGUUUUAAUUUUAAAUUGAUUUGCCCUAUUGAUUUCUAUGUACUCAUUUUUUAUUUUUUAACCCUUUCUAAACAUUAUGUUCUAUACUUAAGAAACAAAAUCAUUAGAAAAUGACACAGUCCCAUGCAUGGAAUAUGGCUUUGAUUAUAACAGAUAAUAGAAAUCUGUAUUUGGCAUAAGGGGAUGUUGUCAAUACGGUUUUGGUAAUGUUAAUAAAUGUUUCUUCUAUUAAAAUAUCUCAAACAUCAUUUAAAACUAUAUACAGAAAUUAAAAGCCUACACAAUUCAUUGCUCGAAAUAAUCAUGCAAGGUGUGAUUAGAGUUGUAGUGUUUUUUUUAAAGAUAUGUUAUCAAAUAUUAAUGUCACGGUUUCAAACAUUGAUACAUAUUUCAGUAAUUGUUGAAAACAUAUUUUUUUAUAAUCAAACUGUAUACAGCAGAAUGUUCUAGAUUAUAUAGAGUUCUGUUUUAUUGAGAACAGUUUUACUGAUUUCAUACAACCAUACAAAAAGUUACCAUAAGUACUUGCACAAACACCGUUGUAAAAUGUAGACUGAUGAAAAGUAUGACUUUAUUGAAAUCAAAGGCAAAACAUAAAAUGAACGAAAAUGCUACUAAGAAAGCAAAAGACAUAUAGAGAUAGCAUAUAUUUAUUCAGCUCAAGUUCAGAACAGACACGUUUAUGAAAGGCCUCAUAUUAAUGAACGGAACAAUGUUAAAUACACGCAAGAGAAAACGAAAUCGCUUUGCCUAUGAAUGCGGUACAAAUAAAGAGGGGGGAAAAUCCCAAAACCCAUCUAACGAAAAUGGAGCUUAAACGUGGCAGAACGACAAAGCUUAAAUAAACAAACGAAACCAAGUAUUGUGAGUGUAUGAGCAUAUAUUUAUAUAAAAUAUUUUAAAACAAAUGUCUAAAGGGUUAGGGAAAACAAAAAAACAACAAACUAACUAAUUAAAAAACCAAAAAAAUAAUACAAACGCUUCUACACACAGUAAACUAUGAAUGUUUUAUAUGCCAUACAUAAAACCACUUGGAAGAUGGAAACCAUAUAAUAGCGAGGAAAUUAGACAAGCAUGUACAAGAGUUUGGCGACUGAUGCAAUGGGAUGUAGGAGAACAACAACAAAAAAAUAACAAAUUUAACGUGAAAACGAAGCGUGUUAGUGUGUGCGUGUACCAUAUUAUAUUCUACUGUAGUAACGUACAUUUGUACGCAUUCGUAUGAUUAUACAAAAUGGCACUAUUUAUACGUAUAUUGGUACAUAUUAUAAAUAUACAUAUAUAUAAAUAUAUACACAAAACUAAUGGUAUGAUAUGAUCAUAGAAAAGAACAAACUGCGAUCGGUUUCUGUAUCAAAUACGGAACUGGAUCAUAGAAUUACGUGUACCAACCACACUUAGGAUGCAGCUAUUUUUGUGACCCAGCACUAAAUUAUUCCCUGUUCAUCAAUAGAGACAAACAAACAUAGAGAACGCACAUAAAGUGAAUAACUAUACAUAAAGAACUAUCAAUUGUACCUUCUGCCGCACACUGAACGUAGCUUCCAUGCAGACAAACACAACUAAAUAAGAUUGCAAAUUCACCUCAACAAAUUAACACACGAAACAGAAAUUCAAUCCCAUCCUCAAAGGAUUUGUUUGAAUGCUCAUAGAUCCUUAAUAGAAGUAAAUGGUGGUACUGUAAUUAAAUAAUCAAUUACAACACUCAAACAACCCUGCUUGGUCGGGGGGGGGGGGGGGGCAACGUGUGUCAGUGGUUUCGUCUCAUUCUAUCAUAUCAGAAAACCCUCGAAAUCGCCCUAAAACGUGUACACACCGCUCCCCCUCCUCCCAAAAUAAAAACAACCCUUAAUAUAAUUAUUAUUAGACGUCUAUUUAUCACCCGACCCUACUUCUAAUCCAUUGCAAAGUGCAAAGCUCCUUACAAUGGAAAACCCUCUUGCUCCAUAACUAAUCCUUAAACUUAACCGCUACAGCAACCGACUUGAAGUGUUGAGCUUCAACAGGCUUGUGACUCCUUUGCGGAAAACUUUCGUAUUACGUGCUUGUUCCUAAGAGGGCAUAUUUGCGUUGCGUCAAACACAAUACCCCCAGUAUCUCCAUUCCUACUCGAGCGCACCAUUUUUCUAUGUAAUUGUACUAACAACAGCAACACUACUCUGUGUGGCAAAGCGUGACAAAACGUAACAUGUACCGAGCAACGAGCUAGUUACAGACAGAGAGACAAACAAAAUGACUAAAACAAAACAUUAAAAUGGAAAACAAACUGUGUUGUACUGUGUAAUACAUCCGCACGGUGGCGGGGAGAGAAUAUUGGUUUUAGAAUAAAAAAAGUCAAAAUACACACUCACACACACAAACAACAGCAACUACCGGCACAGUACUGUUUCCGAUUCCAGCUAUUCUCCCAUUGGGGCGGUUCGGCGGUGAAACUCAUCUCGUUUGUACGAUAGUUCCUGCAUUCCGAUGAACACCCGAUUCGACAUUGACCUUUAACCAUUUGCAUGCCAUUUUCAUGAUUUCACUGAACAGUAGCUAUGCGAAGGAGGACGCUGUCCGCAUGCAAGCAAAGAUCCGAAAGUGUGUGGUGCAAAUGUGGACAAAAAAUGUGCACAGUAGCAAUAGUUUGCGGGUAAAAAAAAGCUCUGGAUUGCGAGAGUUAAGUGUUUUUCCUCAUAUGAAACAAAGCUAGGAAUAAUGUGUAAUGCUAAUUUAGAAACAAAAUCAGAGUGAGGGUUCCCCGUGAUCACACUGCCUCAUUUACACAUUUGACACGUUGGCCUAUUGACUUCUAUCGUGGAAAGCUUUUUCUGCCAACAGCAUCAUUGUGCUUACUUUGAAAAGCCAUAGUGUUGUGGUCACGAAGUGGAAGGCUCCCUAAAUUCGGCGUUAAGGACGUAUGCAGCCACUGAGUGACUGAUGAGCGGUUAGCAGACGAGAGAGCGCCAGACGCUCGUGGGACACCGUCGGGAACACAAGGGCUGAUCGUGUAAUAAAGUAUUGUGUAUUGUUUAUUA